Microdochium trichocladiopsis is the source of this 3118-nucleotide messenger RNA. Its product is annotated as heterokaryon incompatibility protein Het-C-domain-containing protein. The transcript is spliced from 6 exons. The record is from RefSeq and is a predicted model, not a curated record. The coding region runs from base 304 to 2949 and encodes 881 amino acids. Lineage: Eukaryota; Fungi; Ascomycota; Sordariomycetes; Xylariales; Microdochiaceae.
CAAACAAUACCUAGCAGCAAGAGCGCGCCUUGACGACGACCCCUCCUUCGUUUCAGUCUGCGACCGGGCCACUUGCAGGUGUUGACAGCUCCCCUAGCUCGAUCCCUCCAUUGCCCCGCCCACCUGCCUCGAAGCUCCCGCUUUACUCCUGAAAACAUUCGUCCCAGCUUGCUAUUCUCUGCAUUUCACAACUUCACAUCAUCUUCAGGUCUCCCAGUUGCAACUUGCGAGACUUGCCUCGGAAAUACAAAACAGAGAUCUCCUCCACACCCUUACAGUGUGCUUCGGCCGCACCCCUCUGCGAUGUUCUCGCUCAAGCCGUUCCCGGUCCUCCUGGGACUGGCUGUUUUCCUGCUGCUGGCCAGCCCAGCCCAUGCUUUCGGUGCUGGUAACAUCGCCAGCAUCUCCAAGGUCGAGGGCCAGAACUGGCGCCAUGGCGAUCUCGAGGACACACUCCUCACCCUCGUGAUGGCCCGUGUCGCUGGCGGCAAGAAAUUCGACAAGCUCAACAUCUCCCGCGUCUACUUCGGAAACUGGCUCCGUGACUACUCCCAGGCUAUCGAUGUCGGCACGGUCAAGUCUGUGUCGGCCGAGGCUAUUCGGUUGCUGCUCUGCGUUCUCGGUUUCCUGACUUUCGGUUACGGAUCCCGCGAGUUCGAGGUCACGGCCGACCGUCUUGGUUGCUACCGCCCUGAGGACCACAUCGACAACCCCAAGAACUAUGCCGACAACGAGGAUGCCACUCAGUAUGACCGCAGGCUUCGAGGCCCUGUCGACGAGCGUGUGGAGCUCGGCAUUGACGAGGAGACGGGCAUGAAGAACUACAUCGCCAACGAGAACGUUGGCAUCAUGACUUCGGCCAAGCACGUCCGCAACCUCUUUGGCAAGAGCAUUGAGCUGGCUCGCAGCUACAAGAACAGCCGUAACAAGGCCGAGCUGCACGAGGCUCUCCGUCUGCUCGGAACUGGUCUGCACUGUCUCGAAGAUUUCCUGGCUCACAGCAACUACACGGAACUGGCUCUGAUUGAGCUUGGCGAGCGUGAUAUUUUCCCUCAUGUCGGCCGCGACACUCAGAUGCGUAUCCCCGCCGCCCGUGACUCCGUGUACCCUAUUGUCACUGGUACUUUCGGUGGUGUCGAUUUCCUGCACUCUGUUACUGGCGAGAUGUCCGACAAGAUGACCCAGAGUGAGAUCGAGGAUCUCGAGGGUACGCUCCAGAACAACGCCCGCAACGACACCAGCAUCAUUGAGGGCCUCCUCGAUAAGAUCCCGGACGGCCUGCUCGGCGGCGGCGGCACCAGCGACAAGAAGCAGAAGAUGCACGAAAUCCAGGACAAUGCCUCGAACGCCCAGAUGCAGCAGGCCCGCAUCUCACCUCGCGAGCCCGAAGAGUUCACCCGCUACGUCCAGGAUGUCUUCCGCCAGAUCAUGCCUGCCAUCGAGUUCCACGACGAGCUCUUUAUGAACAUCAGCGAGGCCUUUGAUAAGAUCCCGAUCCUCCCCCAGAUCAUCGAGCAGCUCGAGGAGCAGAUGUCCCUGUGGGUCUUUUCGAUCAUGGCUCCUAUGGUCGUGCCUAUUCUCCAGCAGAUCAAGAACGAGCUGCGCACUGGAUCCUCGGAGAUUAUUCAGUCCAGCCAGAACGAGCAGCACAUCGUCUUCAACGACGACCGCUGCACCGAUCCUACCCACUCCAUGCUGUCCAAGGACCACUUCACCAACAUCCUGAACGAGCCUGCUGGCAAGACUGCGGCGCAGGUCGUCGCCUGGGUCGUGCCCCAGAUCAUGGAGGCGUGGGAUGACGAGAACGUCGACGUCAGGCGUCUCAACGACCGCAUUGUCACCGGUGUCCUCCAUCACCCUGCUCAGCGCCAAGAAGGCCGCGACGGCGCCCAGGACGGUCGCCGGAUCAUGUUCCGCUCUGUCCAGGAGUGGUGGGAGGGUAUGUCUGACGAGGGCCGCGACGAGUACCGUCGCAAGCUCUCGCGUGAGGGUGUCGAGCGUGGCGAGAACCACAGGGAGGGCCAGCAUGACACCGGCCACGGCUGCUGUGCACCCCUCAAGAUGCACAAGAACUUCAGCAAGGGCGGUACUUUCGAGGACAAGAUUGCGGCCGCUGCUGCCGGUGCCAUUGUCGAAGGUGUCAGCGGCGGCAUCUCCGAUCUUGUGAAUCAGGCCUCUGGUGGUCAGGUCAACAUCCCCGAGUAUAAGAACAAGAACUCUGGUGGCUUUGGCUCCUUCCUUGGCGGCGGUGGCGAUGACAACGAGGGCGGCGGCGGCGGUUUCCUUGGCAAGGUUGCUGGAUCUCUGCUCGGCGGUGCAUUCGGAAACGACGAGAAGGAGACUCACUCGAGUCGACACCGAGAUGAUGACGGCUCCGUCACCGAAACCCGCCAGGAGUACGGCCACUCUGGCAACACCUACGGACAGGCGCAGUACUCCCAGACGCACCACGCCGGUGGUGGCGAGUCCAGCGAGUACCGCCGCUCCGAACAACGCUCCGAUGGGUACGGAGGCUACAGCACAGAGCAGCGCACCGAGACUCAGUCCAGCUACGGUGGUGGUUACGAGUCCCGCUCCGAAACCCGCUACGAGAGCUCCCAGCAGAGCUACGGCUCGAGUCGCAGGGACGAUGAUGACGGCAACUCGUACGGCCGUCGCCAGGAGCAGAGCUAUGGUGGCCGCCGCAAUGAUGACGAGGACAACAGCUCGUCCGGCAGACGCCACGGCGAAGCUGACUCCUACGGCCGCCAGCAAGAGUACGGUAGCAACAAUGACUCGUAUAGCAGCCGCCGCCAGGAGUAUGGUGGAGGUGACAGCGACUCUUACGGGGGUCGUCGCCAGGAAUACGGUGGCGGCAAUGACUCCUACGGCAGCCGUCAAGAGUAUGGCCGCGGUGGUGACGAGGACGAGAGCAACGAGUAUGGCCGUCGCCGCGAGGGCGGUUGGUAGAUUGUGAAUUCGCGGACAAGGACAGCUGCAGCAUGGCGAAAGGAGUUGAGGUGGGCAUGUGAGGAAAAGUUGUGUGGGGUUGAUUGAGAUGAGCAGCCAAUGCGGUCAUGAUGAUUCGAUGAGACAUCUACGUAGUACAGGAUGAAUGAAUGCGAUGCGAUUUACUGAG